UUUUUUCUAACCAAUAAUCAUUACUAGUUUAGUCGGUAUUAUUAGCAGGUGACAGUCAAUCGAGGUUUUAGUGUCCGUCCGUCCUUGCCCGGUACCAUGUGACGCCGUCGCAGCGUAAGCAGUGUCAGACACGUAGCCGCCGUCGACGACACUUCUUGAGCUGUCGGUUAUAUUUUAUUUUGGCGCCUCACCUUGCCCUUUACUCGAUUGAUCCGGGUGUUCUGGGAUUAGGGCAACGAGUUUUACUGAGUUAGAGGUAGGAACCGUGUCGGGAUCGAUCGCCGAUCAAGGUGGAAACGGCGGUGGAAGAUAUGCUGUCAGUUAGGGCUCCGGGUGAAGUGAAUUGGAGCUGAACCGAGGUGGGUCAUUUGGAUGUGGAGGGAAUUGAUGGGGGAAGUUGAGUAUUUCCGUUGGGUUGGAUCGAUCCGAGUGCUCCUGCUUGGGUUUUCGAGAAAUCUGGGGCUUUAGAGGUCUGUUCUUCGAUAGAGGAAGAGGGGGAGAAUCGAGAAAGUUGAAGUCUUUGCUGCUGAAGGUGGUGGUAGCUCUUGUUGAUAACUGUGAUUCUUCAAGUUUGUGCAUGUAGUCUCGGGACUUAGGAAAUGGCUACGCUGGUCGAUCCUCCUAAUGGUGUGGGAAACCGUGGGAAGCACUACUACACCAUGUGGCAGACCUUGUUUGAGAUCGACACAAAAUAUGUGCCCAUCAAGCCUAUCGGCAGAGGUGCUUAUGGAAUUGUUUGCUCAUCAAUCAACCGUGAGACAAAUGAAAAAGUUGCGAUCAAGAAAAUACAUAAUGUUUUUGAUAACCGUGUGGAUGCACUUAGAACUCUGCGUGAACUGAAGCUUCUUCGUAACCUUCGACAUGAGAAUGUCAUCUCUUUGAAGGAUAUUAUGAUGCCGCCUCACAGAAAAACAUUUAGGGAUGUGUACCUUGUUUAUGAACUUAUGGACACUGAUCUGCAUCAGAUUAUCAAAUCAUCGCAGUCACUUUCCAAUGACCAUUGUCAGUACUUCCUUUUUCAGCUACUGCGAGGGUUAAAGUAUAUCCACUCUGCUAAUAUUCUGCACCGAGAUCUGAAACCUGGAAAUCUUCUUGUUAAUGCCAAUUGCGAACUAAAGAUUUGUGAUUUUGGUCUGGCUCGCGCUAGUAGUGGAAAAGGACAGUUCAUGACUGAGUAUGUUGUUACCCGCUGGUAUCGGGCCCCCGAGCUGCUCCUUUGUUGUGAUUAUUAUGGUACCUCAAUCGAUGUUUGGUCAGUUGGAUGUAUCUUUGCAGAACUGCUUGGACGGAAACCCAUCUUCCCCGGUACAGAGUGUCUUAACCAGCUUAAGCUCAUUAUCAAUGUACUUGGUACAAUGGGUGAUUCUGACAUCAGCUUCAUCGAUAAUCCAAAGGCCUGCAAAUAUAUCAAGUCCCUACCAUAUACCCCCAGUAUCCCUAUUGCCAAUCUUUACCCUGGUGCCGAUCCUUUAGCCAUUGAUUUAUUACAGAAGAUGCUCGUUUUCGAUCCAUCCAAGAGGAUUAGCGUCGAUGAGGCUUUGCAACACCCUUAUAUGUCACCUCUUUAUGACCCUAAUACCAAUCCUCCAGCUGAGGUUCCUGCGGACCUUGACAUUGAUGAGAAUCUAGGCGAAGAUAUGAUUAGGGAGAUGAUUUGGAAUGAGGUGUUGUACUAUCAUCCAGAAAUUUCUGCAAACUCAUGUUAAUCAAUGCUUGUUUCGGAGCAGGUUGUAGGGUUCCUUCCAAGUCAUAAAGCCAAUAUUAAUUUGGCUUCCUUCCAAGUUAUACAAGCUAAUAUUAUUUUGUUGGCUGGUUUCCUGUUAUGAGAAUCGUUCCAAAGUCUGACUUGUAAAUAUUUAUGUGCGCUAUAUUUAUCUGGUUUGGAACUUCAUGCAAUAACAAAAAUGCUUGUAUGACUGAACUUUGUUA
Messenger RNA from Zingiber officinale, 1929 nucleotides. Its product is annotated as mitogen-activated protein kinase 4-like. Bases 600 to 1706 code for a protein of 368 amino acids. The record is from RefSeq and is a predicted model, not a curated record. Gene Ontology annotation, molecular function: MAP kinase activity; ATP binding. NCBI's taxonomy places the organism in Eukaryota, Viridiplantae, Streptophyta, Magnoliopsida, Zingiberales, Zingiberaceae. The transcript is spliced from 3 exons. Gene Ontology annotation, cellular component: cytoplasm; nucleus. Gene Ontology annotation, biological process: intracellular signal transduction; protein phosphorylation.